This is a messenger RNA of Alternaria atra, 366 nucleotides long. RefSeq lists its product as uncharacterized. Gene Ontology annotation, cellular component: extracellular region. Gene Ontology annotation, biological process: carbohydrate metabolic process; chitin catabolic process. Bases 1 to 366 code for a protein of 121 amino acids. Gene Ontology annotation, molecular function: chitinase activity; chitin binding. Lineage: Eukaryota; Fungi; Ascomycota; Dothideomycetes; Pleosporales; Pleosporaceae. The transcript has 2 exons. The record is from RefSeq and is a predicted model, not a curated record.
AUGCCAAUAAAUGACGCGGAUCUUGCAAACUAUAAGGAGUUCACUAGCCUCAAGAAGAAUGGACUGCAAACAUGGGUUGCUGUUAGAGGUUUAUCCUUCAACGACCGUGGAACCGCUACAGAACAUGCUCCCAGCGACAUGGUGUCCACAUCGGCAAAUCGAGCAACUUUCAUCCAAUCACCGGUGCGUUUCAUAAACGCGAAUGGCUUUAAAGGCGCCGAUAUUGAUUGGGAGUAUCCAAAUGAAGCGAAGCGUGGAGGCCGCCCCGAUCAAGAUGCAGACAAUCUUGUGCUGCUCAUGAAGGAGACGUACGCAGCGUUCGGCGGUCGAUAUGUAGGCAUUCUUGCGCUUGAGCCAGAUUACUAG